UCAAAUAUUUCUUUGAAACCUCUCCACGCCUUCUCAGGAAUUACAUGGUUUAAUUUGCCGUCUGUAGAGGAGUGGUCUGGUUAAGCUCAGUUUUGAAAUGCUGAGUUUAUUCUCAGUGGUGAGAAGACUGUUCCUGAGAAGAUUCCAGGAGUAAAAGCUGAUUUUCCCGUGUCCACAAAACGACCCUUGCAAAAGGACCGAAGAUGAGCACUGCAGUUGUGGUUGGGAUUUCCUGUCCUGGGAGCAGAUGGCUUUUUCCCUUUGGGAUUUAGGAACAGCAUAGCUGGAACAAUCAGGAAUACUUACUUCACUGUAACCUAGAAAGUUUGCUGUUUAAUAUCUGGAACCGUCCACAACUUACUAAAAUACAUACUCAAAAGUGUCCAGGUUUUGAUGAAUUGUUCCUGUUUGGACAUCUACAGACUGAUUCAAGGCUUAGGCAAUGACUCCAUCAUAAUGUUCAUUAUUUGGUAAACUGUGACCUCUCACUGACCUUUGCCCAUUUGCCCCAACCAGUGUGGACACCGCUGGUCAGAGUGAAGAACAAAAUGGCUGAGGCACAGCCAGCUGUGGCAGAUGGCAAUCAGAAGCUAUUUCCCUGUGAAGUCUGUGGGAGAUGCUUUGCAGCAGAUGUUCUGGAAAGACAUGGGCCAAUAUGUAAGAAACUUUUCAACAAAAAGCGCAAACCCUUCGAUUCCUUGAAGCAAAGAUUACAGGGAACUGACAUUCCCACCGUAAGUCAUCCGCCUCAGCCCAAGGGUCAGCCCAUGAGGAAAUCCAAUUGGAGACAGCAGCAUGAGGAUUUCAUCAAUACAAUUCGAUCAGCAAAGCAAUGCACUCUAGCCAUUAAAGAGGGCAAGCCCCUUCCACCUCCACCCCCUCCAACCAUCAACCCAGAUUAUAUUCAAUGCCCAUACUGUAUGAGGAGGUUUAAUGAAACAGCUGCCCAGCGACACAUUAACUUCUGCAAAACCCAGCCCUCUCGAUGCGUGUUCGAUCCAGCCCAAACAGCAGCUAGACUGGCAUCCAGAGCUCAGGGUAAGGCCCAGGCAACUCCCAAAAAACAGCCAACUGUUACAAGUGCUGUGGGAACCCUGCUGCAGAACAGAGCUGCAGAAGCCAAGAACGAAGCCAAUUCAAAGGCAGGAUUAGCUACGGAUCCUGCUUCUGGAGGAAAACUCAGACAAGGAUUUAACAAAUCUCCUAAAAAAGAUUAA
Onychomys torridus (southern grasshopper mouse) is the source of this 1217-nucleotide messenger RNA. It is a transcript of the gene Zc2hc1b, whose product is annotated as zinc finger C2HC-type containing 1B. The record is from RefSeq and is a predicted model, not a curated record. NCBI's taxonomy places the organism in Eukaryota, Metazoa, Chordata, Mammalia, Rodentia, Cricetidae. The transcript is spliced from 8 exons. The coding region runs from base 549 to 1217 and encodes 222 amino acids.